CUCUCUCUCUCUCUCUCUCUCUCUGACUGACUGCCUCUCUUCCUUCAUCUCCUUUCUCCCGGCGUUUCUUCCUCAGAGACGGAGGAACGGAAAACCCUUCCAGAGAAAAACCUCUGUUUCUGUUAUCGUUCGAUGAGAGAGUAGCGACAGGACAUCUGGAUCUCUUGCCUUCUCUGGCAACCCUUUUCUUUCCCAGAUCUUUCUCUCGCCAAAGAAAAAAACCCUUUUCAACGAGUUCCGCAUCUUUGUCUACGGUUUUCAACUUCUGGGCUAUUGUUUGCAUGUCGGAUUUUGAGGGUUUCCUCUGAUUCUAUCGUUACAGGACGGGACGGAAGAGGAGAACUUCAUGGGCGAUUUCGUAAGCUGCAAAGUUUGAGACUUUAGAUCAGUUUUGGAAGUUUUGUUUGCUAUUCCUUUCUGGGUUUUGGUUUCUUUUUUUGUUUCUGGUAUCUUUUGGUUGUGUCCUCGGGGUUCACACGGAGUGGUGUGUGUUGUGUCUGAUGGGGAGUAGUGAUGAACCAAACAUCAAGGCCUUUGAUGCGUCGGUCGGGGGGUUAGUUUGGGUCCGCCGUCGGAACGGGUCGUGGUGGCCGGGUCGGAUCAUGGGUUUUGACGAAGUUCCUGAGAGUUCUUUGGUUUCCCCUAAAGCAGGCACUCCAAUAAAGCUCCUAGGUCGUGAUGAUGCAAGCGUGGAUUGGUAUAACCUUGAGAAGUCCAAGAGGGUGAAGGCUUUUCGUUGUGGUGAGUAUGAUGCUUGCAUUGAGAAGGCGAAGGCUGCUGCCGCCAGCUCCGGGAAGAAGGCUGUCAAGUAUGCUCGUCGAGAAGAUGCCAUCAUCCAUGCCCUCGAGAUCGAGGAUGCACACCUCGCCAAAGAUCAUCACGAGCUCGAAAUAGUCAAUUCUCCCAUUGAGAAGAUUAGUUCAUCUGGGGAGGUUUCAAAAAGGGUUCAUUGUAAGAAAGAUAAUGAGGAAACAAUCGAUGUAGGAGAUGCUAAAGAUGGGUCGGAUUCAGGACAUUUGCUGUUGGAAUCCAAUCAUGAUGGAGUUUCUAGGGGACGACCAGUGUCAGAAAAGAGAAGAAGAACCCCUAAUGACUCGGAAGAUGAUGGAACUGAAGGGAUCAAGCGUAUGAGAGGGCUUGAGGAUCUUGGAAUGGGCAUAGGGUCCAAAGGGAGAGGACAGGCCAAUGCACUGCUUGAGCAUAUCAGACAUGAAAACGGUUUGCAGUGUGAUGUAACCCUCAAUGAUGCUUUGUCUAAUGGGACUCUUGUCAAUGGUGACAGGGUAUGCUCCCCUUCACCGAAGAGAAAAAGGUCUCAAAUUAUAAAUUCCAACGAGCAUUCUAAGAGGAAAAAUCGGCGCCGCCCAUUGACAAAGGUGUUAGAGAAUACAGCUAUGGUGUCUGUCCCAGUUACCUGUGAUCAACUUGUCAGUUCUGAUUGCUCACCUCUUACAGGGUUUUCUGACAGUGAACUGUCUGGAAAGGUGCCUAUUGAAUCGGUGAAAAGUUUAUCCCCCGUGAUCAACAAUAAUUCAGAUAGCACUGUGGUCUCAUGUGAGAAUGACGGCUCGUUAAAUGCUUCAGAGAACGUUUUUGAAGCCUCUCAUAACAAAGUAAAAGAUAGUGAAAUCUCUAGCAUAUCAGAUUUGGCGGUGAAUGGCUCUUCCGACAGAUUAUUUGAUGUUCCACUUAUCGGAGAGGAGAAACAGUCUGCAGGUUUUUCUUCGGUUUUUGGUUCUUGCCUGCCCGGUAUUGAGAAGAGCAGUUCCGAGUGGCAGUUAAAAGGGAAGAGGAAUUCAAGACAGAUGAGUAGAAAACAAGAACCAAGAAGAAAAGAAGACACUGAUGAAACAAAAGAUUCUCUGCCUCAAUGUUCUGUCUCUGGUCAGGAAGGGCAACCCCGUUUCAAUUUCAACACGCGUUAUAGGACUCGGGAUCAAACGGGAAGAGAUUCUGCUCUGUACUAUGAAGUAAAGAUCGAGGUAAAAGCCAACUAUAAGCCCCGGAAUGUUCCUAUGGUUUCUCUUAGGAGUAAACUGAAUGGUAAAGCCAUCGUUGGGAACCCUCUAGCUGUUGAAGUGUUGGGAGAUGGCUCCAGUAGUAAUAUUAGGGCCUUUGAUGACGUUCCCAUGGUGGAUGAUGCUGUGAUGGGUCAGCUGGUGAAGCCUAAAUCAUCAUCAUCCAAAAGGAAAUCGGUGAAGAAGAAGAAGAAGAAGAAGAAACCACAUAUUCCUACACGUAAAUCGUCAUCAAAGUCGAAGAAGACGUCAUCACUGUCUAAAAAGACAAGAAGGCUCUCAGCACUGACUGGGCAUAAACCGGGGGAAAGAGGAAAGAAGGUAAUGGCAGAGAAGCCGAAGGAGCAAGUAGUGGCAUGUAUUCCAUUGAAGGUAGUUUUCAGUAGGAUCAAUGAAGCAGUGAAGGGUUCGACGAGGCAAUUGCACCAUCGGCCAUUGCCCUCCAUAGCCAACACCUCCUCGUGAGAAAGCCCGUCCUAACGUUUUUUUCCGUUCUUUCUUCGUUUUUUUUUUCUUUGGCCACGAUUGGGAAGCAUAAGGAGGGAUGGAAUGUGGGUUUUUUGGUGUACAAUACGCUGAGAAUGUUACAGCUUUUGUAGAGAAAGGAAGGGAGAGAGAGAGAGAGAGACGCAUUGUAAUGUAAAUAUAGUAGCAGUAGCAGUAGAAGAGGUGUAAAAUUUGCAAGAAGUUUCAGAUUAUGGCACUGUUGCUCCUCUCUU
Molecule: messenger RNA, 2737 nt
Organism: Tarenaya hassleriana
Lineage: Eukaryota; Viridiplantae; Streptophyta; Magnoliopsida; Brassicales; Cleomaceae
Exons: 4
Coding region: 501-2483 (660 amino acids)
Source: RefSeq, a predicted model, not a curated record